Thyridium curvatum is the source of this 1008-nucleotide messenger RNA. RefSeq lists its product as uncharacterized. Bases 1 to 1008 code for a protein of 335 amino acids. The record is from RefSeq and is a predicted model, not a curated record. Gene Ontology annotation, molecular function: hydrolase activity. The transcript has 2 exons. Lineage: Eukaryota; Fungi; Ascomycota; Sordariomycetes; Thyridiales; Thyridiaceae.
AUGAGCAACCAGCCUCCUUAUCCCCUCCACGAGUCGGUGGUCGACCGAAUCCAUCCCGAGUAUGCUGAGUUCUACAAUAAGCAUAUCUUUGACAAGCAGCAGGUGCAUCUACAGCCGGUAGAAGUAUCACGUACCAGCGGUGUCCUUAUUCCAGGGAGCGGCCCAUUGCAGCCCGUCGCCACCACAGUCGACUACGCUGUCAAGCGCAGGGAAAGCGAAGGUCCCGAUGUAGCUGUCAGGUGCUUCACCCCAGAGGGCGAGAAGCCGGCUGCAGGAUGGCCUGUGUGUAUCUACUACCACGGCGGUGGCUGGGUUCUCGGGACCAUUGCUACCGAGAACGUGAUAGCCUCGCACUUGUGUGCUCGGGGCAAAUGCGUGGUUGUGGCCGUCGACUAUAGGUUAGCGCCAGAGGACCCGUUUCCUGCGGCGGUCCAUGACGCAUGGGAGGCUGUUCUCUGGGUGAUGGACCAGGGAAAGGAGAUUCUCAGUCUCGAUACGUCCAAGCUGACAACAGGUGGCUCCUCUGCCGGCGCAAACUUGGCCGCCAUCAUGUGCCAGCGUGCCGCUGAUCGGGGAUCUCCCAAGUUCUCCCUCCAGCUCCUCUCAGUACCCGUCAUGGACAACACCGCCGACACGACCAACAACGCCUCAUGGAACGAGAACCAGCAUUCCCCCGCGCUCCCGGCGCCCAAGAUGCUCUGGUACCGCAACCACUAUCUGCCCAACAAGGAGGACUGGUCCCAUCCGGAGGCCAGCCCCCUGUUGUGGGAGGGCGACUUCUCCAAGCUACCGCCGGCGUGCUUCGUCGUCGGAGAACUGGACGUGCUGCGGACGGAGGGCGAACAGUUCAAUGAGAAGCUGCAAGCGGCCGGUGUCAAGACGGAAUUCACCAUCAUGAACGGUCACCCCCACCCAUUUAUUGCUAUGGACGGCGUUAUGGAGGCCGGGUCAAGAGCGAUCACAUUAUUCUGCGAAGCUCUGUAUAAAACCAUGUAUGAGACAUGGUAG